Messenger RNA from Perca fluviatilis (European perch), 4372 nucleotides. It is a transcript of the gene wdr75, whose product is annotated as WD repeat domain 75. Gene Ontology annotation, cellular component: nucleolus. Gene Ontology annotation, molecular function: protein binding; RNA binding. The transcript is spliced from 22 exons. Lineage: Eukaryota; Metazoa; Chordata; Actinopteri; Perciformes; Percidae. The record is from RefSeq and is a predicted model, not a curated record. Gene Ontology annotation, biological process: positive regulation of rRNA processing; positive regulation of transcription by RNA polymerase I. Bases 261 to 2759 code for a protein of 832 amino acids.
GGAAGAAAUUAGGUGAUACGGAUAUAGCAGUCCAAACAAUAACACUUUUAUUUAUCCCGAAAGGUGAUUCUAGGUGAAUUCUCGUCCUCCUCUUUCACUUCAAGACGGGUUAAUUACUGGAAACUCCGUUUCUCCUCUUGUAACAUCUACACUCCAGUCCAGCAGGUGGCAGUAAAGCAGCUAUGAACAGUCUCGCCAGCCGGUGAACAACCACAAAGAAGAAGAAGCGGUCAGAGGUGAAAGUUGACUUUAGUAAAAACAUGGUUGAACACGGGGAUAUCCGCGUGGUUCACCGAGGUGGCAGUAAAAUAAACUUCAGGGAGCCUGUCAUAACCCACGACUCUAGGUAUCUGCUAUGCGCCUCGGGAGAGUGCGUGAAGGUGUUCAGCACCUCCACAGAGGAGUGUAUCCACGACCUACGGGGACACACCGGCCUGGUGACGGGGGUGCUGCUCAAACCCUCCAACCACCUGCAGGUCUACUCUUGCUCAGCAGAUGGCACUGUCCGACUUUGGGACUAUACAGAUGGCAUCCUUAUUAAGACGUACGUCAUUGGAUACCCGGUUUACUCCAUCUGCGCAUCUGCAAACCAUGAAGGGGUCAUCUUUAUCGUUACUCCCAUGCUCAGUGACAAAAGAUCUGAUUUAUUCCAGCUGGUUGCGGUAGAUCUUCCACAGAGCGGCGAUCAGCUGGUGGAGGCCCGAGAGCUUUCUGCUGUGCUCAGCGACGUCAGCUCCAACCCAGCAGCCAUCGUCUUCGGCAGAGGGGGGGAGUAUAUUGCUUCAGCUAAUGGUUUGCAUCUGGAGGUCUACUUCUUCAAGAAGCAGAAGCCCUACAGGUUUUCCUUCAAAGAAGACAACAAGAAGGGAGGCAAGAACACAUUCAUGUGCGUCGCCUGUCAUCCAAAAGAUGACUGCAUUGCCACGGGGCAUGAAGACGGAAAGAUUCGCUUGUGGAGAAACUUCAACCACAAGAAGGAGUACACAUACUCCACCUUGCACUGGCACCACAGCGCGGUCAGCUCGCUGUGCUUCACCCCAGAAGGCACCAACCUGUUGAGUGGAGGCAUGGAGUCGGUGCUCGUCCAGUGGCGAUACAACCAAGAGAGCGAGCGGGACUUCCUGCCCCGCUUGGGUUCGGCCAUCACACACAUCACUGUUUCGCCUGACGGAGCGCUGUUCUGUACCUCACACAGUGACAACAAGAUUACGAUCAUCCAGAGUUGUGUUAAAGUGUCAGCUGUCAUUCAGGGCCUGGUCAAAGGAGAAAGCGUGAGGACAGACAUGAUGGUGGACCCACGCAGCAAAUCCCUGGUGCUGAACGGGAAACCAGGCCACCUGCAGUUUUACUCCCUCCAAAGAGACAAACUGCUGUACAACCUGGACAUAGUGCAGCAGGAGUACAUCCAUGAGUCAGGCCUGGAGCAGUUUGAGGUGGUCAAGGCGGCCUUUGAUGCCUCUGGCAGCUGGCUGGCAACAGUGGAAGAGAGAAAACAGAAAGACGCUGAGCUGGAGCUGAACUUAAAACUGUGGGCAUUUGAUGAACAAACACAGAGUUUUGUGCUGAACACGACCAUCUCGGCCCCCCACGAGGCGCGGAUUAUAGCCAUGUGCUUCUGCCACGCCACCGACAGCCAGACCACCAUGCUGGUCUCCACCAGCAAGGACGGACACUUCAAAGCCUGGCAGCUGGCCGCGCCAGCCCACACAGAGGCAGAUGAAGGUCCUUCCUGGUCGUGUGACUUCGUGGGUUCCUAUCACGGGCUGGUGCCUGAGUGCUGCUGUUUCUCAGCCGACGGAUCUUUGCUUGCCGUCAGCUUUCAGGAGGUGGUGACUGUGUGGAGCCCGGCUUCCUGGGAGCUCCUGACAACUCUUUCCCAGCCGCCAAAAGCUGUCAGGGAUCUUUGUUUUGGGCGACUGAGCUGUUCCAAGUAUCUGCUGGGAACCACGGCCAACAGCCUGCUCUGCUGCUGGAACCUCCUCACCUGCUCAUUGGAGUGGAGCACCUCGAUGGACAUCAGCCUGCUGCUGGCCGACCCCCUCACUGAGAACAUGGCUGCCUUCUGCUGCCAGGCCGGCUCCACCGACUUGUUUGUUUUUAAGCCCAGCGAGCCUCGGCCCGUGUUUUCCCAGAAGGCCGUGUGCUCAGGGAAGGUGACUCGCGCUGUCUUUGCCCCGAGGGAGGAGAUGCUGGAGAGCUGUGAAGAGAGCAGCCAGUGGCUCAACCACUCCCAGCUCUACUUCCUCACUCCGUACAUGGACCUCAUGACGUUCACCACUAAGGCGGAGGAAGACCGACUGAUGGCGUCCAGCAAACAGCUUGUAAUCGAUGACCGUGUCGCCAUGACACCGUUCUACCUGUUGCUGGGGAAACACCGGCAACAGGAAGAUCCCGACUCAGUGAGCGGCCUGUCUGCUGAGAGAAGGCCUCUGCCACAGUGCUCUGUUGCUAUCAAAGAGCUUCUGCAGACCCCGGCCCACGUCUUGCCCUCUACCUCUUUCCUCUGCUCUAUGUUUGUACAGUCCCUGCUCAUCUCCGUUACCGACGGCAGGGAGGAAACCAAACACGCCGAGGAGGAAAUGGAGAGCGAGAAAGAGGAAGAGGAUUCAGAAGGGGAAAUGGAAUCCAGCACCCAGAGGCAAGAGCAGGCGCCGCUGGGAGGCCAGGCAGCCCCCACUCUGACAAAGGCCCAGCAUAGGGAACUGAAAAGGGUGAAGAAACUGGACCACAGCUGGUUCGCACAUCUCUUGCACUCUUGAACAUGACCCUGUGCAAAGACGCUCUCACACACACACACACACACACACACACACACACACACACACACACACACACACACACACACACACACACAGUGCCUAUAGAAAGUUUUCAGCACAUCACUGGGUUUUAAGACAUGUUUUAUUGUGUUACGUCGUUCUAUCAGAAUGGAUUGCUUUUGGAAAGGAAAAAAAAAUCUCUAGGCAAUUACAAAACAGAAAAUAUUUGAUUGCACAAGUAUCCUCUCCUUUGGCAGCAGUUACAGCCUUGAGUCAACGUGGACAUGUUUGUAUCAGGUUACACAUUUGAACAAUAAAACAACUCCCCAAUUGUCCUCUGUAAAACUGCUCUGUUUGACGAGGAUCAUCUCUCAACAGCAGUCUAAGUCUUGCCAAAGACUCUGGACUACAUUGGUCUGGAUUCUGACUAAGACUAUUAACAUUAGUGUUUCGUGCCAUUCCUGCAUAGCUUUGAGUUUGGUUGCUGCACUUCCAGGCUUCUAUCACUACAUUUGCAACAUGUACGUUUUCCUCUCUCUCUUCUUUUGAUGCUGCCUAGACCAACACCAUACUUGCAAAUCCAAGCACGCAAAAGGCUCCGUAGGACUUCCACGUUUCUCAGCAACGUUGAAUCUUUUUUUUGAAAUGGUCAACCGCCCCCAUUUGUGACGCUCGCUCUCCAGCUAGAGCCAGUGCUCGCAAAUCACUUUUGUAAAACGGCUCCCUGUUACGUGCUGACUUCGGGACCUCCGAGUUGCUGCUGCAGAGAAGGAAUGGAUGCCACAACCAGACUUCAUGCAGGGGAUGGUGUGUUUUUACUGAUUUCCGGUUUAGUUUUCUGAUCAAAAAGCUCAAUUUUUGUCUUCAAAAGACCACAGAACCUUCUCUUAUUUCCUUUCAGUCUCACAUGCCUGCUGUUAAUAACUAGCGGAGUAUGUUAGGAGCUUUGACUUACACAGCUAUGGCCGUGCCAUACUGCUGUUCUUACUGAACUCUGAGGGAGAUUGGGCCCAUAGUAAAUGUUUUGUGUGUCCUUCCUCUGGCUUGUUCAUUUUUCAGUUUGCUUGUCACAGACUUGGCUGAAAACUUUCUUUGUCUUCCCCACCCUUUUCUUGUCUGACAUAAUUAUUGAUAAGAUUCAAUUCAAGAUGCAAUGCUCUAAUUUGGUGCAGUGUGCUCAUUAUAGCAAUUUAUAAUUUCUUCUUCAUAUCAGCGGAGCUAAUCCACCAUCGUCCCCUAGUAGGGGAAAUCCUAAAAUACACCUGGUCCUGCCACAUACAGCUUUAUUUAACUGCCAUGCCUUGACUAAACAACUGGCUGCACCAGUGUUGAUUUUGGUAUAUCAUAGUUAAAGGGAUACUUAUGCAAUCAUUUGUUUUGAUCCAUUUGUAGGGUGAAUUAUUAUUUUUUUUUUUUUAUUGCACAUGAAAUACUUUUUGUUGAAAAAAAAUAAACAGUAGAGCUCAGAUCCAUUGAUUCAUGUUUAAACCAGAAAAAGUCCAGCUGCGGGGUGAAAACUUUCUGUAUGCAUGCACAUAUGCAGUAUGUGCAAGUACCCAUUUUUCCAUACUUGAUGAAUGAAUUUAAUAAAAAAGAUGUAAGCCUUUCUUAAA